AAUCAGGUAGAUCAUGGUAUCGCUCAAAAUAGAAAAUGCGUGUGUUGUGUAACCUUAACACAUUUUUUUAACUUCGGCUCUAUAAAAUAGGAGCCUUUGCGAUCGAGAAACCAAUCAACUGAUCGUCACAACACUAAACGUUUUAGGAAAUUUCAAGAGUGAAAAUGACAUCUCAUCGGACUUAUCUGAUCGUUUUCGCUUUGUGUUGGUUAGACAAAAGUGCUGGCUGUAGAGAGGGGGACAUAUGCACUAAAUACGAGCAUGAUGUGAUCCGCUUGAGACUCAUGCCCGGCACGAACUGCAACUCGUUCCUUCAAUGCGCUACCUUGGCAACCCACGAUGACGCAACGGUGACCUACUACUGGGUGAGGCACAACUGUGCGCCAGGCACCAAGUUUGAUUCGUCAAUAGGAGUUUGCAACCAUGUUGACGCCUUUAUGUGUGAAGAUGGAUGGUUGACUACACCUGCACCGUCAACGCAACAAACACCUACGACGCCUAUUGACAAAAGUGAUGGCUGUAGAGAGGGGGCCAUAUGCUCUAAAUACGAGCAUGAUGUGAUCCGCUUGAGACUCAUGCCCGGCACGAACUGCAACUCGUUCUGUCAAUGCGCUACCUUGGCAACCCACGAUGACGCAACGGUGACCUACUACUGGGUGAGGCACAACUGUGCGCCAGGCACCAAGUUUGAUUCGUCAAUAGGAGUUUGCAACCAUGCUGGCGCCUUUGUGUGUAAAGAUGGAUGGUUGACUACACCUGCACCGUCAACGCAACAAACACCUACGACACCUAUUGACAGAAGUGCUGCCUGUAGAGAGGGGGCCAAAUGCUCUAAAUACGAGUAUGAUGUGAUCCGCUUGAGACUCAUGCCCGGCACGAACUGCAACUCGUUCUGUCAAUGCGCUACCUUGGCAACCCAUGAUGACGCAACGGUGACCUACUACUGGGUGAGGCACAACUGUGCGCCAGGCACCAAGUUUGAUUCGUCAAUAGGAGUUUGCAACCAUGUUGGCGCCUUUGUGUGUGAAGAUAGAUGGUUGACUACACCUGCACUGUCAACGCAACAUACACCUACGACGCCUAUUGACGAAAGUGCUGGCUGUAGAGAGGGGGCCAUAUGCUCUAAAUACGAGCAUGAUGUGAUCCGCUUGAGACUCAUGCCCGGCACGAACUGCAACUCGUUCUGUCAAUGCGCUACCUUGGCAACCCACGAUGACGCAACGGUGACCUACUACUGGGUGAGGCACAACUGUGCGCCAGGCACCAAGUUUGAUUCGUCAAUAGGAGUUUGCAACCAUGCUGGCGCCUUUGUGUGUGAAGAUGGAUGGUUGACUACACCUGCACCGUCAACGCAACAAACACCUACGACGCCUAUUGAUGGAUGGUUGACUACACCUGCACCGUCAACGCAACAAACACCUACGACACCUAUUGAUGGAUGGUUGACUACACCUGCACCGUCAACGCAACAAACACCUACGACGCCUAUUGUCAAAUUUGGCCAAGAGUGUGGUCGUUCAGCCAACUCAUGUGAUCGAUCGGAUGGAGUCAAGUGUAAACAACACGACUGCUGUGCAAAUAAAGGAGGUGAAGUCCCACCAUGCAGUGACAAGUUCUGCCUGUGCGAGACCGAACGGGGCUGGAUCUACGACUCGACAUCGCCGUCAAAGUGUAAGCAGGCAGAUAAAUUGGCAAAAAUGAGCUGUGAUUCUGAUGGAUACAAAGCUUCUCGACCUUCUUAAACAACGAGAUGAUACCGGCGCUACGACAAACUCCUAAACAAAAAUACGGACUAUGAAAAAUAUCAUUUUUCUUCUUUUUGUUUUAUAACUCUCUUAUUUUCUUAAAACAAAUAUGGCGUACAACUAUGUGUCAGUUUUGCGGUUAUAUGUUUUUAUAGUCGCAUACAAUUUUUUUAUAAUUAUAUAUUUGUAUACGUUCCAUGCAUGUUUAUGCAAUUAAAGGGGCCUUUUCAUUGAUUUUGGCAUGUAUUAAAGUUUGUCAUUAAUUUCUUUAUUUUGAUAAAUGUAACCAUUGGAUCUAAAAAGCGCCAGUAAAAAAUUAAGAAUAAAAAAAAAUUAAAGAAAAAAAAGUAAACCUCAACAGGGCUCGAAACACUGCCCCUGGUGUCCUGGAGUCAAAAGUCUAUCGCUUAGACCACUCGGCCAUCCGUGCUCAUUCUACGAUGGUCGUAUUUUUAUACUGUAUAUAGACCAUUGUCGUAGCUUCACAAAAUAUAACGACAAUAACAGAACUCUCCAAAUUAUUCAAUCGUUUCGCGUUGCAACGCUUUAUAAUUUUCAGGUUUUUAAAUCGUCAAAAGAUUAAUAUAAUGGCUAUUUUAGAGCGUGGUAAAUGUUCAGUAUUGCUGUUUCCUCACAAAUAUCAUAACUUAAAUGAAAAUGUGCGAAUCUGAAAAAAAAAAAUUCAAUGUGGUCCAUUUACCAAAACGUGAAAAGGCCCCUUUAAUUACAAUCUGCACGUACGUGAAUUUUAAUAUUUUAGGUGCAAUGUACAACCCUAACCCUAACUCAAGAAUUAAACGUAAGGCUAGAAAAAAGAAAGAAAUGACAUUUAUGUACAUAUUUUGACGUUAAUAUAUUUCAAGUGAAAUCUAUGUUUAUAUGAAAUUCAAUGGCAAGACACAAAAUCAAAAACCGCCUGAUGACUGUUAGGAGUCCCAGUCAAAUCUUCUCGUGGGACAGGAACAAUAUUAACUAAGAAACAAGACUUCUGCCAAAAGCGAACGCGCUCCAGUGUGUUUCUAUAAUAAAUAGUGUUUGUAAAUAUUUUAAAUUCAGCGAGCAGUUUCUAAAAAGGCAAUCCAAUUCGUUGACAAACAUAUUCUUGAUGAGAUUUCAUUUUCUCUAUGCAGUAUUUCUUAAGUAAAUAAUAGCGUUGUUCAUACAGACAUACAUGAGGAAUUGACGGAUAAACAGAUAAACAGAAUGACAGUCAGAUUGCGUUAUUCUCAUCCCCCUAACUUACAAAAGCACUGAAUCGAUAGAUCGAUACGUUGUGUGCCUUUAGUAUCGAAAGUUUGCUGUUUGCAUUUUAUUUGAAGUGGUCGUGUUUUUCGGCGACAAUAACACAGCGUCUUUGCGGCGACAACCACAUCGCGUCUAUGCGGCGACAAUCACAUGGCGACUAUGCGGUGACAAUCACAUCACGUUAAUGCGGCGAUCGCGAUAGACAUGUUUUCAAACAUACACAUAAAGCAAACGAGUCGAACUCUUUAUAAUGGUUACCACUCAUGUUUUAAACGAAACAACAUAAAUAGUUAUGCAGCUUUCUUGGUGCUGGUGUUACUUUGCUUAUAUUUCUAUGUACACAACGUUUGUCUUGAAUAUUUGAAAUUGUCAAUUUAUCACUGUGUCAAAAUGCUAUUUCAGUGUUACAUGGCUUUCGAUCACAUGUUUUAUCAUAUUAUUGUUGUUGUUUUCCGUUUAUCUCUUUCUUCAAAUAAAAUUUU
Dreissena polymorpha is the source of this 3472-nucleotide messenger RNA. RefSeq lists its product as uncharacterized. The transcript is spliced from 16 exons. Gene Ontology annotation, molecular function: chitin binding. The record is from RefSeq and is a predicted model, not a curated record. Lineage: Eukaryota; Metazoa; Mollusca; Bivalvia; Myida; Dreissenidae. The coding region runs from base 165 to 1742 and encodes 525 amino acids. Gene Ontology annotation, cellular component: extracellular region.